AUGUGGAACGACGAGGAUAACAAUCCCUAUGGCGCAUUUGAUGGCCAAGCCCAUCUUUCCGAAUCAUUGCAUUCGGCUACAAUAUCCUCUCCUCUCUAUAACCGCGAGUACACCCCUCCGUCGCCUUCCAGCCGAGCUUCCACCCAGGACCCACCAGAUUACUCGGAACAACAGCGAGACCUCAGUGAUGACGAGGAAAACGGGGGCUACGGGGCCCAACAACGGGGACAUGGCUACUCCCGCAAGAGCGUUUAUGACAGUCGCAUAGAACAGAUCUUGUACGAAAACCCGGAGAUGCCGAUUCUCAUUACGGAUGCCGGAAAGAACCACGAGGGCGGCGGGAGCUUCAUAGUCUACAUCAUACGGACAGGGGACCUGGAAGUGCGACGGCGGUACUCGGAAUUCGCUUCGCUACGACAGACACUCGUGAACCUCCAUCCUACUCUCGUUAUCCCGCCUAUUCCUGAGAAACAUACAAUGGCCGACUAUGCCGCGAAACCCACCAAGGCUAAGGAAGAUAUAGCCAUCAUAGAGCUCCGGAAGCGUAUGUUGGCCGUAUUUCUGAACCGGUGUCGCUCAAUGAAGGAGGUCCGAGAUGAUGGUGUCUGGUGGAGAUUUCUGGAUCCCAAUGUUAGCUGGAACGAGGUUCUUCACUCCCAUCCGGCAUCUUCAGUCCCCAAGAACAACCUGAAAGCGCCCCCACUAGACCCUGCGAAUCCGACCACUGCACACGCAUGGUUGCCUAUUCCCUCUGCCUCUUCAAAGCUCAAAAAUACUCCGGGUACAGUGUCAGCCGCCACGUCUCCCACCACCGAUGCACCUGGUCCUAACAUUUUGGGACGGUUUCCACCCGAUUCUCGCAAGCUGAGCGAAAAGGAUCUCGAUCCCUAUUUUGUCAACUUUGAGGCUUCUACUCGCGAGCUCGAGCUUCUUCUCCAAGGCAACAUCGAGAAGGUGAAUCGACGGACACUGGCCCACCUAUCCUCGUUAUCCGCCGACUUGAUGGAGCUGGGUGCACGAUACAACGGCUUCUCUCUAUCCGAGCAAUCGCCCACCGUAGCAGCAGCCAUUGAGCGGAUCGGCCAGGCGGCGGACACUUCAUACAUUGAAACCGAGGAGCUGUCCUCUUCCCUGGGCGCGAGCUUUGCGGAGCCCAUGAGAGAAAGCGCUCAAUUUGCCAGCGUGGUCCGCAGCGUUCUGCGAUACCGUGUUCUCAAGCGGGUGCAAGAGGAGAUGACACGGGAUGAGCUAGCGAAGAAGAAACUGCUGCUCGAUUCAUUAGAAAGAAGCGAGAUGGAGGCAAAACGCAUUGAGCAAUAUCUCAACCGCUCAUCUCCCCAACCCGCAGGAACCAAACAACGUUCCUUGUCCACCUCAUCUGCCACCAGUGCACCUGGUGGCCACGAGGAAGAAGCACACCCCAGUGGUCCAGAUGACACCGCGUCGAUCGACUCCGACUUUCCCCCUACCCAUGGUGAAUCCAUCGGCUCUCACCCGCACCUUUCCCCAGUUUCCCCGCCUCGGCGGCCCGAUGCGGCAUCUCCAGCACACCGCAAGACUUCUAGUGGAACCUUCAUGACGAACAAGAUCUUUGGUCGUAUCAGUCACGCAGUCCAUGGGUUUGUUGAUGUUGACCCUGAAAGGACGCGACGCGACCAGAUCGGAAAAACUAAGGAGAGCCUUCUCCAGCUGGAACAGGCACUAGAGGUAUCCGAGAAAGACGUCAAAGACGCUAGCGCAGGCGUCCUGCAAGACCUCAGGCGGUUUCAGAAAGACAAGGAGACAGAUCUACGACGGUACAUGGUCGCAUACGCCCGGUGCCACUUGGACUGGGCACGGAAGAAUCUUGAGACAUGGACAGAGGCCAAGGACGAAGUGGAGAAGAUUGUUGUCCGGUAG
Molecule: messenger RNA, 1899 nt
Organism: Aspergillus tanneri
Lineage: Eukaryota; Fungi; Ascomycota; Eurotiomycetes; Eurotiales; Aspergillaceae
Gene: ATG20
Product: PX and BAR domain-containing protein
Exons: 6
Coding region: 1-1899 (632 amino acids)
Biological process (GO): retrograde transport, endosome to Golgi
Molecular function (GO): phosphatidylinositol binding
Source: RefSeq, a predicted model, not a curated record